UCACAGUCAUUAAUCUCAUCUAUCACCGCUCAGAUGUUUGAAUCAAAAAUUUACAUUCACAAGAAAAAGAGGCCAUGCACAUUUUAUCUCAAGCAACUGCCAGUUAGAUGCUGCUAUGUGAGCGCACCGUGCCAUCCUCCCUAACCUAUCAGUGUGGGAAGUAAGCGUGCCACCUAUGAAGUCAGCAGUCCCCAACCCCCACCCUGAACACAUGUUCAACAUCCUCUGGGCACAGGCAGAGCAGAGCACCGAGACACAGCUGAGAAUUAGAGAGAGAGAGAGAGCACUGAAGUGGAAAUAUGGGUGAGCGUCAGAGAAAGACAGAAAUAGAGCGAUAGAGCGGUGAAUUAGGCAGGCAGAGAGAGGAGGAGGAGAAAUAGAGACACUGUCUUUCACUGAGGCUGUGAUGCUUCGCGCAGACGAGGUUAUAUUCUCGUAGCGGAGAGAGCUCUCGUCGUAUGUGGAUGCGAGAACCUCAUGGAUUUGCUCCCAUCUGAGCUGCAGACAGAGGAUGCGACUGUGGCUGGAUGCUAGGAUCCAUGUGGGCCUGUGACGUCUGCAAUCCCCUCCGUGGUUAUAUUCUUCCCCAUAAGGAUGGCUCCAGCAGCGCUGACCCAGAUUGUGGAGUCGUGGCUCUUCGCUGUGGACUGCUCCUCGGUUGGUCUGUGAAUGUGAUGUGGACGAGACAUGUUCUACACCUCAGCAGAGACCGCUCAGCCCGCUGCCUCUGCUGACAUCUGUCUCCUUGGAUACACACAGCAACUGGCAGGCUACGCCACAGAGACUGAUCCAUAAUAAUAAUCCCCAGCUGGAGAACAAACAACAUCUGGGCGCGGAGAGAAGGGAGAGGGUGAAGUCUCAGCAGGGUGGGCGGCAGAUGGUGACACUGCAGCAGCACUUCUCCAGCAUGGAGGAGACGGUGCGAACACUACUACAAAACCAGGACUCACUGGAGGGCCCCAAAGUGGACCCACUGGACCUUAUGAAAGCAUAUAAGGACAAACUCCUAGAGGAAAUGUGGAAGCAGCAGGACAGUCUAGAGGGUCCUACAGCCACAGCAGCAGAAAUGCCUACCUCGCCGGAGGCCGGUGCUGGAUCUGAGGAAAAUUCAAAGGACAGCAAUCCCCUGCUAGAGCGACUCAGAGCCCUGGAGGCGGAGAAUUCUGCUCUGUCGAUGGAAAACGACAAUCAGAGGAAGCAGUAUGAACGCUGUCUGGAUGAGGUGGCUAACCAGGUGGUCCAGGCCCUCCUCACACAGAAGGACUUGAAAGAGGAAUGUGUGAAGCUGCGGACCCGUGUGUUUGACUUGGAGCAGCAAAACCGCAUACUGAGUGUACUGUUUCAACAACGUGUCAAAAUGUCCACGAUUCCUGUCUCCCAGGAGGUCCAAAGAAAUGGAAAAGCAGGUAUUCCAGCAGGAAGAUGGCCUAGCUUGCUGAGCCUAACAUGCCCACGCAGUAGCGGUAGCAGUGGCAGUGAACUGUCACUAUCCAGUGCUUGUAGUGAGUACUCCAGUGGCUCCCAUACUUGGGCAGAAGGACGUGGCUUCUCCAAGCAGUGUGCCACAAGCCGGGACAAAAGAAUGAGUACAGGUUCAGUAUCCAGCAAUCAUUCAGCACCCAUCGAGCAGACAGACCUGGGAUGGAAGGAAGGCCACAUUCUGAAAGGCCUGAAGUGUCUCCAAAUGUGCAGCUCCAAAGAGGCGUCCUCACAUGCAUCUGUACCACACUGCAAAGACUGUAUGACCUCAAAUGAGGGCAUAUAUUCAUUUGGUGUAAAAUGUGGCCUACAAGGGGCUAAAGCCAAACAAGUACCUCCCACAAGUAAACCUUUCAAGGCUGAAGAACGGAUUGCUGCCCUAGACUCUGAUGAUGCAGAUGACAAUUCGCCAAAAUUACAAAGUAGGGAAUCUAGUGACCACCCCACAAAGGAGCUUCUGUGCUUGGAGAAACUGGAUGUCACUAGGGAUGAUGAUGGCAAUUUUAUCGAAAAUCCAGUAAAACAUGCAGGCAAUUCUGGUCUUUUCCCCUCACCUGUGACAGACAACUUUUUAUUUUUGGAAGGCCCCACAGUAAAACCUGGUGUAAGCCCAACAGACAGCCUUACGCAUCGAGAGGAAAAGAACAAAGACUCACAAGAAAAACACAAAGCAUCAGACAUGAAGUUCAGUGACAGAAACAAUAACCAAGAAAGGUCUACUGACCGUAAAUCCAGGCUUGAUUAUGUCAAAAGACAACAGGGCAGACUCACAGUCAAGCAAAUGGAAGCAGGAACAAGUGAUGUGAGCUUGUCUAUUCCACAUACUGCAACAAGAGCUCUUAGCUGUGUGAAUGAAGCCAGACAGCGCAGCUCCUCAGUGGAGGUUCCUCAUUGCAGAGACCAGGCCAGUCAAGCUGGCAGUGAAAACCAAAACUGUACCAUCUCAGAAUCUCCACAGAGGAAACCAAAACCUCAGCCAUGUGACUCAGCAAGGAAGGCUUUUAUUUUGCGGAGCAAGAGUGCUGAUGGAGGACCAGAGCAAGCUAAACAUACACACUCUCCUCUCCACCAAAAGCUCAUUAAGAGUCACAGGUCCAAAGGACAGUCAAACCCUACUGGGCACAGUGUUCCUGGCAAAAGGACAAAUCUCAGUAAAACAAGCAAAGGAGCAUUAUCUAACAUUGAGAAAGAUGGGGAUGUUGCAAUAUCAGCAAGUUCCAAGUCUCUUGAAAGUGUGCAACAGUGCUCUCCCCUUGCUUCCCCGGUGAAAUAUUCAAAGUCAUUUAAGCCUCCAGGGGUCAAUGAAUGCUCCAAGAGCCCAACAAAAUCAUCUUUGCAAAUCACAAGACCUCAAUCAAGCAGCGACUCUGUGGAAGAGAGCAUAUAUGACAACUUGCCUUGCUCUCCACGAAAACAACGGCGCCAAGACCAGCACUGUGAUGUUUCCCAUUCAGAACUUAGGCCCCCCCCACCCCCAGCACCCCCAGGUCGAACUACUUCUCUCCUUGUAAGACCCAGUAGUGACUCUUUAUCUGAAGGUCAUAAAUCUGUAGGUCAGGCUCAAAGUUCUGCUACUGGGAAGACAACAUCAAGCACCACCAAGCCACAAACACAUCAGCUUUCUUCUUCUUUACAGUCCCAACAAUACAGUACAACUAAAGAUAAUCAGCAUGUAGCCCCACAAAUGGGUGCUGAGGGUAAGCCAAUGAAAGAUGUCCCUGCUAAGGUCUAUCAUACCCACUCAUCCAAGAUAACACCUGUCCCAGUUCAAGAAUCUCAAGCUUCAGAGUCAAGCCAUGUAUCUAUGAACAGAACUGCCAUAUGCCAUGAUGAAAAUGGUGCUCCCUCUAUUCUGCCAAGCCAGAGCAUCUUACAAAGAUCCCAGCAGAGCGUUAGUGAGCCAAAACUUUCAGAAGUCUUGCCUCAGGCAUAUUCUAAUGUUUACUACCAUGGGAUUUCCAAUAAUUCUCAGAGUUCCACUUCAAGAGCUGUAAAAAUGGCUCUUCCUGUAAAUGCUAAAUCUAAUGAGGCAAUCACUGGACAGGUACCUGAAACCAGUACCUUCCUCAUUUUUGGAAGACAGAACAAAGAUGAUACAAACUCUACCACAAAAAGUGUCCAGACAUUUCAGACGUUUACGUGCGAUCCCCAGGUGACACAUGAAUACGGGGCUCAUGACAAAGCACGAAGAAAGAUAGAGACACGCUGUAACUCACUGGAUUCUGAGCCCUCCAUUCAUCCUGCUGGAUCAGACAGCGGUGUGAUGCUAGAUUGGGGAUUUGAUGAGGAAGGUUGGCUCUUUAAAAGGUCUGUGUCAGUGUCAACCAGACCUCUGCUCAAACCAGUAAUGGGCAUGAAUGGGGCCAAGGCUCGUAGCCAGAGUUUUGGUGCACGCUACAUGGACAGACCAAGCUUCAACAGAUCUGGAAAAGUGCGUACUCAGAUCAAAACACACUCAGGGAGCUCCUUGAACUCUCUUGGUGAUGUCCUUCCAGGAAGUAUGAGUUGCUCCAGCAGCUACCAUUGUCCAAUGAAUCGAUCCCUUUUGAACAACUUCUUGAUUGAGGAGGGCCUGACAGUUCCCUCACAUUUGGGGUCCUCCAGUGAAAGACUUCAAAGUCUUAAACUCCAGCGGGAGCAGGCUAGGCGCCUUCAGAUUGAGCAACAGUUUUCAAGCGCCUUUGGUGAGCCAGUGUCUGAAGAACCAGAGAGACAAAGUGCUAUAACCACAAUCGAAGAGAAGGUGAUGCUUGGCAUAGAGGAAAACUUACACAAGUCUCAAGAACAGGAGAGAAGCAAUGAAGUAAAGCAAAAAUCUGGCUCAACCCUGGCAAACUGGUUCGGUUUUCGUAAGAGUAAGCUUCCUGCUCCAAGUGGCAAAAAGACUGAUCCACCAAAAGUAAAAGAAGACAAGAGGGAGCAAAAGAUUACAUCGCUACUGGGAGGAAAACAGACAAAGUCUGACAAAAAGAAAGACAGGAGAAAAAGUGAUGGGAAAGACUGCUCUGUAGGGAGAAGGGAGUCUCAUGAUGCAGUGCGGGCGUGCAUAUCAAUGCCCUGCCCAGGAAUGUCCCUGAAUGAGAUACAAGGACAUACUGACAUCACUGGGGACCCAAAGAUGCAGAUGAUGAACCGGAGAGCUGACGGUGAAAAUGGAUCUACUGUGAAGAGCCCCAACCAGGAUGCUGUAAUAGGCUCCGGCUGCAAGAUGCGAACGUUGGACAGUGGAAUCGGGACCAUCCCACCUCCUGAGUCCUGUUCCUUCUUCUCCUCCAUCCUGCACCUCCUCCCCAAAUCCUCAUCAACCCCAGAACAGUCCCUCAAUCCUCCCAGUGUCCCCAGUUCCUCCAGCGAGGACGUGUCUCCUUCCCCAUUACCCCGGUGGCGAAUACCCUCCGGCUUUAAGGACAGCAGCCAUGCAGGGGUGCCAAGCUCCCUGUCCGACUCCUCCAUGACCCAUAUCCAGUCAGUGCCUUUCCCUACUGUGGCCUUCCUCCAGCCCAUUCAACCCCAGUCUGAACCCAUUGUGACCUCUGCCAAUGUGCGUGAUACCCAGAGCAGACUCCCCAGACCACCACAAGGUGGAAUGGAACCAAAGAAGUUAACCUAUAUCAAAUCGAAAACAAGAGCCACCCCGAGCCAACAGAAAGAGCAGACGAGGCUUCAGCUUGCCAACUAGUUUCUGAACCUGAAUGAGUCAACCUGAAGCGAGGAAUCAGUUGGAUUUAUCUCUCUAACUCACAUGGAGGAUCCCAAAUCCCACAGUUUGGACACUGUGUCUGUGUAAGAGGAUGAAACACUCAGAACUGCACAACAAGCAAGCUUGGCAUUGUGGGCUUCCACCUGUGCUCGGUGUGGUGUUGAGAUACUCAGUAGCCUUUCAGGUGUUGUGAUGAACCCUCUGGCAGCCAUUUCGGAGGUUUACAGCUCAUUGGCAUCGGCUGUGAAUAACUGAUUCAGUUUGUAAAUGUACAACCCUGCAGCAUCACUAGAGUUACACAGACAUGUAAUCAUCAACAUCUUAUAAACACAUCUAAGGCAUUGACAUUAGACAUUAACUCGCUAAGCUAACUGACCUCAAGCUACAAUAAAGCAGCAGCCCAAAAUAUCCCAAGUAAAACAUACAUCUUUGUUACACAAGUCCAUGCUGACUUGAAGCACAGGACACAAACCCUGGUCUCUGGUGAUAAACCUGUGUUUUGUAAUCCUAACCACACAACACUACAACUUUCUGCUGUGGUACAACAACAUGAUGUUUCUUCCAGUAAAAUGUUACCAGUGAAUGUAAUCAGAGACAUAUUAACUCACACAUAUCAUCUGCACCUGAAAAUACCUUCUGUACAGCACUUACUACUGAUUGCCAUUCAUGAGCUCUAUACCUGACUGAGUAAUGUGACUCCAGAAAAGUGUGCACUAACUUGUUGGAAACUUUUUUUUUAUUGUCACAGUGUGGUUGGUCAUUACAGGAAACUUUUCUCAUAACAACAUAACACUUUGUUGAAGUUAGUAUGAAUUCCACAAUUGGAAUCCAAAAAAAAAUCUUGUUACUACAAAAGAGUUUUAAACUGCAGCCUAAUAUAACCCAUCACAACAUCACAACAUCCUUCAUGAUCCAUGUUGUGGUUUUAGAAGCUGUGUCUAUCUUGUUAUCAUAAGCCUUAAAAUGUAAUCAGUCUUAGUCUUUAUCAGAUGCACUUGUGAGUUAAUUCUUCCACCAUGCUGCAGAAAUGGACGAACAGAGAUACUUAAAAAAAACUUAAUUGAAAGUUCAUUGAAACUUUGCUCUGAGGAAGCAGUGUAGGUAGAAUUGUCAGUACUAGACACACUACAACAAACUCUUUCAUACAUAUCUGUUUUUUAAAUCUAGGGGUUAAAGAUUUGUUGAGUUUGGCCAUUAGGGUUCAGUAAAAUUACAAAAUACAAUGGCAAAAACUUACCCAACAUACUAUAGCUUUAUAAAAAGCUUAUAUAUUAUCAAACAAUUACCUACUUUCAUAUCUAGCCGAUACAGAGCAUCAUUAGCAUCCUGAUUUGUUUCUGGCCACUUAAUGAUUCCAGUAUUCUCUCUCUUUUGGUCUCCACCUUAAGAGACCACCACACUCUUGAGAAACAGUGUUAGGUCUUUGGCUUGCUAGAUGUUUGACUACAUGAACCAGCCACUUUGUAACUUGGUCCUUUGAUGCAGGCAGUUAGAGUACAAUGGGCUAAUCUUUCUGUGAUGAUUGUACGACCAAAACAAUGAGCCAGAAGAAGCUAAAACGCUCUUUAGCCCUGCAGAGCUGGGUGUUAAAUCUAUUUGAUUUCCAUUUCCACAUUACAGCAUUUCCCAGUGUUUCAUUUGACUCCCUUUUAUUAUCAAAAACACUCAUUAAUGCAGGUUUAUACAUUUAAAUAACUUUUCACAAGCACAGCCAGUUUGCUGCCAGGCCUCCAUAAUGGUUCCAGCUGUGGUCACUACUGGAGAUUAAUGAUGCAGAUGCAAAACCUCCACUAAAAUCCUGCAGAACAAAGGUUAUGUAGCUCCUUCAUUUACAGUCUGCAAAUAUUUUAAUAAAUGUUAAUGUGAAGAUUGAAUUCAGAUGGAACCUCAAUCUCCAGAUUACAAACGAUAAUUUCCAUCCUGAAAAUACCUUCUGUACAGCACUUACUACUGAUUGCCAUUCAUGAGCUCUAUACCUGACUAAGUAAUGUGACUCCUUAAAGUGUGCACUAACUUGUUGGAAACUUUUUUUUUAAUUGUCACAGUGUUAAUAUAAACUUGCAUGCAACCACCCUCUGGCUUAUUCUAAUCACAAAAUGCAUCAUAUGAAUCUGAUAUCCGUCAUCAUAUCCAUCAGAGUUUCUUCGCAAGAGGUGGAAAACACUGAUGUGUGAAACUUGAUGUGCACUGUUAAAUAUUGGAACUAUUGCACUAAAUCUGUCACUACUUUGUAAGCAGAAUCAUCUAUAGUGAGACUAACUUUCACGCCUUCAGUUAUUUUAAAUGGUUGUUGCAUUUUUUUUUAAAAAUAGUGAAUCUCCUCCAUGAAACUCUUCAUAUGUGAACUGCAUUCAGGUUUUUUCUUUUUUUUGCAUUUUUUCCACAGUUAUGACAUCAAGACAAAGGAAGGAGUGAGUUUUGCAUGUAACCUUAGUUAUAAAGCAACUGGUAGUCACAUAGUGGACAUUGUUGUGCUAGCUCAGGGAAAAUACCAUUUAUUGUCUCUGAUAGAUGCUGUGGAUCAACAUGUACAACCACUUCCAGCAGAUUUCACUGUAAUGGUUUAAGGAUAUUUACCUGUCCUCUUGUGUGUUUUUGUCUGUACAUUUAACUGUAAGAUAUCGCACCAUAGUUGCUCAGUUUCUCUUUCUAUUAUGUAAGCUGUGUCCUUUAUAGUAAUGUUUUUGGUGUCAUGAAUGCAUCCCGUCUUAGCUGCUUUGCGAUACCCCCCCCCCCCCCCCCCCCCCCCCCCCCCCCCACCACCACCACCUGUGUCAGCUCCCGACCUUUCAUGUGUAGAUAUUUGCCAAAAUGCAUAUUUGCCAAACACUGCUCUGAGCUAAUCACAUAUACAGAAAAUGAAUGCAACUAAAUCUACAUAUCAGACUUGUCAUGCUGACUAUAGCCAUAUUCUUUUAAAACACUACAGACAGUUUACAUGUGAUGUAGAACUAUAAAGCACUGUCAUGUUGCACAAUACCAUUAGUCAUGUUAUCUUAGUCAUCUUACUGUAUUUACCUCUUCUUUAAAUCUUUGCUCACUUGCUACAUGUAUAUGUGAGGUAAUAUUUGUAAAAUUGCAGUGGUGUUUAUGCCAAUAACAACACACAGGUCUUAUUAAAUGAAAUAUGUAGCGUACACAGGUGAAGCGAGGUGUUAAUGGAUCAGGGAACAGAUUGGCUGUAAUGAUACAGGUAGAUGGAGCAUGGUGUCUGUGUUUUUAAAAUGACUCACAUAAUGAGGAGAGUCUCUCUCACAAGAGUAUUGUAUUUUUCUAACAUUUACUCUAAUGACCUGUAUUUGUACUCAGCACUAAAGAGUGUAAUUUACCAUUUAUUGCACAUAUUGUUACUCACUAUUACAGUAAUUCUCCUUCUAGAUGUUUUUUUUCCCAGAAGCCAAUAAUAACAGUGAUGUUCUUGUGUGACAGUCACCUUAGCAGUGCGAAUUGAGAAUUGUAUAUUACUAAUAUUAUUUGCUUUAUGUCAAAGAAGAAAGAAAAAAAUAAACUAUUUCAAUACUUAUAGUACAUCAGG
Molecule: messenger RNA, 8714 nt
Organism: Toxotes jaculatrix (banded archerfish)
Lineage: Eukaryota; Metazoa; Chordata; Actinopteri; Toxotidae
Product: nck-associated protein 5-like
Exons: 14
Coding region: 878-5158 (1426 amino acids)
Biological process (GO): microtubule depolymerization; microtubule bundle formation
Cellular component (GO): microtubule plus-end
Source: RefSeq, a predicted model, not a curated record